GCGAAACGCCCAGGAGCAGAAGCUGCAGUCGCCGCCGCCUCCGAGCAGCUUCUCCGCCCACAUCCCACGCGGGGCUCCCGGGCGCCGGAGAAGCUCCUUGGCGGCGGCAGCGGCCAGGUGGCCCUUCCGCCUCCGGCUGGCUUUAGGUGGCGUCUGCCUGGUCGCCCAGCCCUUCCUGGGGCGCUUUCCCGAAGCCGGCGGAGGAUGGGCCCGGUCGGGAACAAAUCAGGAAGGAGCAACCGAAGAGGAGAAAGAGAAAGUAAAGGCUUCCUCGGAGUCACUUCCUUUCCCCCCCGCGAGGUCGGCGCCUGGCAAAAACCUCCAGGAUUGGAAAGCGUGCGGGAUUGAUUUGCACACCUGCUGUUUGCGGAAGACAUUUCAUUCUGUGUAGGUGAAGGAUUUUGUCCGGCUUUUCAAUAUGACUUCAUGGAAUUUGGGAUUCUGAUGGCAAAACCCACCCAUGAAAUUGCCAUCAUGUCAUCCAGGGACACCGAUCCAGAUAUCGGAGCCUUUUUAGUCAGCAUCAACCUGGGACAGUACCUGUUAAACUUUAGGGACUUUGGCUACCACACUUUGCAAGAGUGCGUGGGAGUAAACGACAGCAUCCUUCAACACAUCGGAAUCUCGCCUACGGGCCACCGUAGACGAAUCCUCAAACACUUGAAGGCCACGUUUACCAAAAUGCCAGAAAUGUCUACCUCUGGUCAGAGCUGCUCUCCCAGGCAUUUCCUCGAUUCCAAACAGAAGGAAACAGGUGGCGGGCCAUCUGAUGGACAGACCCACGCAGCUUGCAUCGGGAACCAUGAAAGAAACCCACACUACACAACCCGCGACUUGUCGGGAAACAGAGCCAGCCCUGUUUUGGAUCUGGACUCUUCUGACUCGUUUGAUCCAAAUACGUUGGCAGAUCCCACCGCGGUGCCACGGGACUCACCGAAAAAGGUGACGUCGGAGAAGAAACCUUGCACGGAUGAUGCUUCUCUGAAGAAGGGAGGCCCAGAAACUCCGGAGGUUCAACUUAAUGCCGCUCCCAAAGAUGGACCUGACGAAAAGAAAACCAGCGAGGUGGAACAUCAGCUCUUAUCAGGGUUGGGAAGUCUGCUCGGUGAGCUGCAGGAGCCGUCGUUCUUUGAGUUCAAAGGUGAAAUGGUGGAAAAUGAUCUGUAUUGUACCCAAAGUCCAUCAAGAGUAGGCGCCAGGCCAACACGAUCUUUUAUCCUUCGGCACCGUCCCGUUCCAGAAAUCCCUGGUGUUCCCUCAGAGGCAGCUUCAAAUAGCUCUCUACACGAACGAAGAAGCACGAACGGUUUAAGUAUCCAUCGUUCUGAGAACUGUCUUUCAGACAACAGAGAACUAGCUGAAGAAAAGCCACCCCCGAUUUCUCCCUAUGGUGAGACCUUCCUUAUGAAUUCUCCUGAAGACAUGGAAAUCUACCGCAAGGAACCUUCAGACGUGUUAGAAGAGGAUAACGAAAAGAAAAGAACGCCAAGCAGAACAGGUAAUCAAAACCAGAAAACCUCCGAAAAUAUAAAAGACGCUGAAUUGACACCCCAAGAAGACCAGAGUCCCUUUCCGAACAGAUUUGUCGGUGAAGCUGAAUCCUCUGUAUUGAAAGAAUGUUCUCGCUACGCUUGGAGGGGAAAAUAUAAACCUACCAAGGGCCUCGGAGAAUUCAAACGCGGGAGUAUGGAUCUCGAUGUGAAAGACCAGUUGUUUUCUUCCCCGGCUGUUUGCGGUGAUGACUUGGUCCCUGGCUCCAAAGACACAAUCACACCUUACGCCUGCUUUUACGCUCCGGCAGCAAAGAAGGUUAAGGAAGGGUGGCUGGAUAAACUCUCUCCACAAGGGAAGCACGUGUUUCAGAAACGCUGGGUGAAGUUUGAUGGCGAAAGCAUUGCUUAUUAUAAUAAUGACAAGGACAUCUACUCCAAGGGCAUCAUUCUUCUUUCCGCGAUAGCUACAGUCCGGAUGCACGGAGACAACAAGUUUGAAGUGGUUACAGCGCAUCGGAUAUUUGUCUUCAGGGCCGAAAAGGAAGACGAACGGAAUAACUGGGUAACCAUCCUCUUCACUGCUCUGCGGUCCCUCCCGGCAAUUUCUCGAGCGCGGACAGUCGUCCCUCCAGAAAAAAGUAGCUAUCUGGAAUUGAAAGGCUAUAAAGCCAAAAUCUUUACCCUGCUGCAAGGGAACAGUGUCUGGAUUUGCAAGAACAACCAGGAUUUUAAAUCUGGCUAUGGCAUUACCAUCAUACCAAUGAACGUGGCUAACGUGAGGCAGAUCGAUCGGAACGCAAAACAAUGUUUUGAAAUAAUUACACCUUAUCGAAGCUUCAGCUUUACUGCCGAAUCGGAAAAAGAAAAGAUAGUGUGA
Messenger RNA from Ahaetulla prasina, 2370 nucleotides. RefSeq names its product arf-GAP with Rho-GAP domain, ANK repeat and PH domain-containing protein 2-like. NCBI's taxonomy places the organism in Eukaryota, Metazoa, Chordata, Lepidosauria, Squamata, Colubridae. Bases 427 to 2370 code for a protein of 647 amino acids. The record is from RefSeq and is a predicted model, not a curated record. The transcript has 12 exons. Gene Ontology annotation, molecular function: protein binding.